AAUGAAACUUCCUUCUUUUUUGAAGCACGUAACAAGACCACAUGCAAACAUCUCUGGAAAUGCUGUGUAGAACAUCAUACAUUUUUCAGAGUGCCGGAGAAUGAAUCAAACACUCUGUCAAGAAAAUUCAGCAAGUUUGGAUCCAUAGGUUAUAAACAUCGUGUGAGUGGAAGGACAUCUUUGCAAAUGACCAGAGACCCUUCUGUGCAGCUUCCGCGGCCUGACCAGUGCAUUGAAAGAAGCCGCAGCAAGACUUACCCCAAAAGAACACAGCAGACCGGAUCUAAGAACAUGAGCCAGAUUACAACAAAUGGGGAAAAUGAAGGAACUACCAAAAUUAUUGCACCUUCUCCUGUGAAAAGCUUUAAAAAGAUGAAAAAUGAAAACAGUCCAGAAACCCAAAGAAGUAAAACAAGCGCACCGUGGGAGGAAAAUGGCCCACAGAGUGGGCUGUAUAAUUCUCCCAAUGACCGCAAUAAAUCACCGAAGUUUCCUUACUCUCGGCGACGGAACCCAUCAGGUGGCAGCGAGAAUGAGUCUGGGCAGCCAGUCCGGAGGAGGAAAAAUCAAAACAGUGGCGAAGAUUCAGAUUUAAAGCAAAGGAGAAGAUCACGGUCUCGCUGUAACACCAGCAGUGGCAGUGAAUCAGAAAAUUCCAAUAGAGAGCACCGGAAGAAGAGAAACAGAUUACGGCAAGAGAAUGACAUGGUUGACUCAGCUCCUCAGUGGGAAGCUGUACUACGGCGACAAAAGGAGAAAAACCAGGCAGAUCCAAACUAUCGGCGAUCCAGGCACAGAUCUCGAUCGAGAAGCCCAGAUGUACAAGCUAAAGAAGAACUGUGGAAACAUAUUCAGAAGGAGCUUGUGGAUCCAUCUGGCCUGUCUGAGGAGCAAUUGAAAGAAAUUCCAUACACUAAAAUAGAGACUCAAGGUGACCCAAUCCGCAUUAGGCAUUCACAUUCCCCUCGAAGCUACCGUCAGUAUCGGCGGUCCCAGUGCUCUGAUGGUGAAAGAUCUGUCCUGUCUGAAGUGAACGCGAAAACUGAUCUAGUGCCUCCACUGCCUGUUACACGAUCUUCGGAUGCUAGAGGUCCCAGCAUCCAGUUGACUCAACAGAGACAGAAUGGAUCUAAAGACAGCCUAAUAGAAGAAACAUCUCAGCUAUCCACUAACAAUGUUGAUGGAAAAUCCACCACUAAGAUCAUAAAAACUGUCCAGGUGUCACGCUUCAAAGUGGAGACUUGA
Pelecanus crispus (Dalmatian pelican) is the source of this 1245-nucleotide messenger RNA. The record is from RefSeq and is a predicted model, not a curated record. NCBI's taxonomy places the organism in Eukaryota, Metazoa, Chordata, Aves, Pelecaniformes, Pelecanidae.